UAAAUGAAAGAGUACUGUUGUGGUGUAUUUAUUUGGAUAGCUAAUGUAUAUUUUCAACGCGAAGCAUCGUUGGCUGAAGCACUAAAACAAAAGUUAGUCUUACACAAGUAACAUUGAAUUUUCAUGAUUCUUGAAGCUUAUUCGGCAUUAGAAAACCCCUUCUCUCUGUUUAUUUUUAAAGUUUGUACAUGUGUCCAGGUAGAAUCGAAACAAUAACAACAGUUUCGUGAAAACUGGGGGAGAGACGGAGAAAAAAAAUCUGCAAACUUAGCAGGAAAAGAGGCCAUCGAAAUCACGGAAACCGCUUCGUCCGUUCCCUCGAGUGCUCAGUUACAGAUGGAUUUCAUAAAUGCCCCGCUGUUGCUGCUACACCUUUUGUGCUAACCGUCUUUUUUCAUUACAAAAACUUUUUCCCUCGUCGUAUCCCUUCGUUUUUGUAUUUACAUUUUCAAAUUGUUUCCAUUUGAUACGUGUUGUUUUGACUCGUUGCCAACAAGUGUGUGUGGAUGUUGCUUAUGGACAUGUUUCCGUUUUUUUAGUUGUCUAAUCAACAACCAGAAGCCUUCACAGUGAAGCGAAAACCGCCAAAAGUUUUUUCUUUUUCAUUUUCCGACGUAAUUGAAUGAAAAAAAUGAACUUUUUCUAGUAGUGCAUAUUUGACCUUGAUAUCUCGUAUACAGAAUGAGUCCAUGUUAUAUAGUGACAAUAUCUGUCAUAUCAAUAUAUGCAAAUUGAUAUUCCACUUUCUUGCUUCUACGUAACACCAACCUCAACAGAUACUAGUAGUUUUAAGUUGCUGGAAACUGCCUUUGUUGUACAAUGGCGUCUGUGGAAUCUCAUAUUCCCCGUUACUGGCAAAUGUUAACGUUGAAUAAGCCCAGCGAGGGUUAUAAUUGAGAAUGCCUGCCAGGAGUUAGCAGGAUUCACUCGUUCCCCCAACGCUUCUGCUGACUUGAAGACUGAAAGGAACAAAAAGUCAAGGAGCAGAGGCUGGCGACCCCUCUACCUGUAACAGGCUGUUGAUGGGUGGUGCUGAAGAGCAGAGUUCCUGAAUAUCCACAUUUUGGGAAAGACAACGUAUUCCACCAAAAUGAAUGAGCGGCAGGCCCUCCACUCCAUCAUGAAGGACCUGGUGGCGCUGCAGAUGACCCGGCGCCAGCCCCUGCCUGGGUACGACAUGGGCCGGCCCAAAACUGCCAGCCCCACCAACAGACAGGAUGAUGUCAGAAUCAAGUUUGAGUUCUGUGGAGAGAGAAGGAUCCUCAUGUUUGGGCGGCCAGUGCAGUUUGAGGAGGUCAAGCAGAAAGUAAAAACUGUGUUUGGCCAGCAGCUGGAUCUGCACUACAUGAACAAUGAGCUGUCCAUCCCUCUGCGCAGUCAGGAUGACCUGGACAAGGCCAUCGACCUGCUGGACCGCAGCUCCAACAUGAAGAGCAUUAAGAUCCUCCUGCUCACCCAGGAGCACAACAACGCCCCAUCCCCCUCCCAUGCCACUGUCUGCAAGCAGGUGCGCAUCAAGGCCUCACAGUCCACUGGUGACGUCAACACAGUCUACCAGUCCUCCGAGCCCAGGGGGCGCCAUCUCUCCACCAGUUCUCAGAACACGGGGCGCAGCUCCCCACCGCCUGGCUACGUACCGGAGCGUCAGCAGCGCAUCGCCCGUCAGGGCUCCUACACCAGCAUCAACAGUGAGGGGGAGUUCAUCCCCGAAACCAGCGACCAGUGUGUGCUGGACCCAUGGAGUAGUGCUGAGAACUCCGUAUCCGGCAGCUGUCAGUCUCUGGACAGCAACUCGGACAGCCCCUCCUUCAGGAAGUCCCGGAUGUACAGAGCCAAGAGUUACCCGGACAAUCGUCAGGAGUACUCGGACCGUGAGAACCAUAUCUACGAAAAGGUCGUGGGUAAAGGAGGGACGUACCCCCGCCGGUACCAUGUGUCCCUGCAGCACAAGGACCACAAUGAAGGCCGGAGGACGUUCCCGCGGAUCCGGCGGCCCCAGGGGAACCUCUUCACCCUGGUCCCAUCACGGCGGGCCCUGAACGACAGCGAGGAGAGCCUGGGCUCCAGCUGGCAGCUGGUGGACGCGCAGGGACGGCUGCGCCCGCAGGACCGCAGCGUACCUCACAAGUCUCCCAGUGCCCCCCUGACCUGGAGGCGGGGCAAGCUCUUGGGACAAGGUGCUUUUGGGAGGGUCUACUUGUGCUACGACGUGGAUACCGGCCGAGAGCUCGCUGCCAAGCAAGUCCAGUUUGACCCAGAUAGCCCCGAGACCAGCAAGGAGGUGAGCGCUCUGGAGUGUGAGAUCCAGCUGCUGAAGAACCUCCAUCACGAGCGCAUCGUGCAGUACUACGGCUGCCUGCGCGACCACAACGAGAAGACCCUCACCAUCUUCAUGGAGUACAUGCCAGGGGGGUCAGUGAAAGACCAGCUGAAAGCUUAUGGAGCCCUGACAGAGAAUGUGACCCGAAAGUACACCAGGCAGAUCUUAGAGGGGAUGUCCUACCUGCACAGCAACAUGAUUGUGCACCGUGAUAUCAAAGGUGCCAACAUUCUUCGGGACUCUGCGGGGAACGUGAAGCUAGGGGACUUUGGAGCCAGCAAGAGGCUCCAGACCAUCUGCAUGUCCGGCACUGGCAUCCGCUCUGUCACUGGCACCCCCUACUGGAUGAGCCCGGAAGUGAUCAGUGGGGAGGGCUAUGGCAGGAAGGCAGACGUAUGGAGUCUUGGCUGCACUGUGGUGGAGAUGCUUACAGAAAAGCCCCCGUGGGCAGAGUACGAAGCCAUGGCGGCCAUCUUCAAGAUUGCCACUCAGCCCACCAACCCUGUGCUGCCAUCCCACAUCUCGGACCACACCCGGGACUUUGUGCGCCGCAUCUUUGUGGAGGCCAAGCACCGGCCCAGUGCCGAGGAGCUGCUACGACACCCCUUCUCCCAGAUCCUGUGCUGAGGCUGGGGACCUACCUAUAGCUGUGCCCCCUGCCCCAUAUACAUGCCAAAAUCUGCCACUUUCUCCUAUGCUGGACUGCUCACAGCCUGGCCUCUAGAGACAGCAGGGAGGAGAGCUUGAGCACACAGACACCACGCAUCUCCAGCUGUCCACACAGGGGGGCGCCAUAAACCUGCACACAUUUCUAGGAGUAGGUAUACAGACUGCUUUAUUAGUAGCAGAAAGGAACAGCUGUGGCUCUUCCCACGCAAAAAGUGGGGUUGUGUCUGAUUUUGACUCCCAUCAUACCUCUCAAGGACAGCCCUACCCCCCUGCCCAUCAAGUGCCUUUUUUACCUGCAAUCCCCAUUUGCUGGGGAUGGGACCUAAUUGUGCUGAAUGUGUCUAUGGGAUGCACCAAUGUACAUAUGUACAUAUUUGUAUUCUUUGCUUCUCUUAUGUAUAAAAUUUCCAAAAUCCAGAACUGUUUGGAGUGUUUGCUCAUGUUUAAAGUGGGCCGCAGUGUUUCCCGGUGUGCAGAUAUCUGCCCUCUUUUUCUGUUCACUGUCCGCACAUCCUUUGAUCAGCUGUCUUUGCUGAUGACACAGCUUUGCACUCCAAUAUGGCAGCCCUCUGAAAUAGUCAGCAGAUGUAUUGAACAUUGUUGAAGUUGAAUGUUUCGUUCUCUUUUCUGUCUUAUUUCUUCCUUUCUAUAAUGUCUUCCUUCUUCCUCUUUCUAGUCCCAUUCCCAUUCCUACUCCCACCCCGCAUGUUUAUUUUGUCACAUUUGGAAAAACUCGAGUAGAAUGAUGGAAUUUGUUUUCAUCUCCACUGUUCGGAUCUUUCUCUUGAUAUUAUUGUUGCGAUCCCUGAAUGCUGACCCCUGAGCCACUGUCAUUCAGGUAUGUGGAAGGCGGUGCCAUGGUUCCUGUGGCUUUCUGCCUCUAGCAGUCAACACAGGGAGAGGGCCUUAUUCCUGGGCUCCUUCAGCCUUACAGCAAGGUGAAUAACUGUGCCUUGCUCUGCGUCACCCUUCACCAGCACUCUUCUGAUUAGCCUUGUGUGGGAGGCUGCUGCUCACCUUCUCAUGAUCCCCUGUUCUCUGUCUCCCUUUCCCUCUCAAGUCUUCUGCACAAGCUCCUACAUGCCAAAGAGUCACAUAGAAAGAUAGGAGAGGAGAGAGCAGCAGAGAGUGCAUUUUCUCCGCUGAGGACCAAGAUUAAGAAAAGCAUUAUGAUGUUAAUGACAGUGUUUACUCUGUACCAAAAAGCACAGCUUCUCUUACAAGUUUCGUAAAGGGUUGUUCUUACACAGUUACUGAUUCAAAGAGCCUCCUAUGUAUUGUGUCUGUGUGAUGAAAGAGGCUCGCUUACUUAGACCAGCCUCUUUCAUGUCAACACACCAA
Molecule: messenger RNA, 4330 nt
Organism: Megalops cyprinoides (Indo-Pacific tarpon)
Lineage: Eukaryota; Metazoa; Chordata; Actinopteri; Elopiformes; Megalopidae
Product: mitogen-activated protein kinase kinase kinase 3-like
Exons: 17
Coding region: 1091-2947 (618 amino acids)
Biological process (GO): protein phosphorylation
Molecular function (GO): protein binding; protein kinase activity; ATP binding
Source: RefSeq, a predicted model, not a curated record